Molecule: messenger RNA, 1006 nt
Organism: Magallana angulata
Lineage: Eukaryota; Metazoa; Mollusca; Bivalvia; Ostreida; Ostreidae
Exons: 3
Coding region: 1-657 (218 amino acids)
Source: RefSeq, a predicted model, not a curated record
AUGCUUGACUAUUCAAAAAUCGUCCACAACAUACUGAGUUUUCCGAUGUAUUGUUCAUCUGGUAGUGUAGUCACUCUGACAGAAUGUGCCUCUAUAGCUAGCGGAUCGAAAUCUGUCAGGUUCUUUUUCAACAAAAAUGAACGUCUCUGCUAUUGGAGCUGUGUUUUUCUCUCGAAUGGCACUUGUAACAAGCUUUGCAUAUCGCCGUGGGGUGCAUAUGAAGUGAAAUGGAAAAAGAAUUCUGCUUUGAAAAAACCAACUAUCGGAUCAUCUGUACACGAAGGCAAUUAUCGUAAUUGGGAUCCUCACUUUGCAACAGAUGGUUUUGUCAAAAAUGGCGGUACACAAAUCUUUCACUCAACUUUCGAACAAUAUCCGUGGAUCUGGAUUGAUUUGUUAGAAACUUUAUCAAUAUCCUUUAUUCGAAUUUAUAACAGAAGAGAUGGCGGAGGGCAAAGAUUUCAUGACGUUGCUGUUGAAGUGACAAAUAACAGCGUUUAUGUACAACGUGGCUUCUACAAAGGACCCGCGGUCACGGGUGAAAUAGUGGACAUCCUUUGUGACUACCCCGCCAUUGCCCGCUACGUACGACUAAGAAUAACGGAAGGAUCUGGAAACAGUCUAAAUAUUCCAGAACUCGAAAUAUAUACCACUUGAUUUAAAACCGUCUGCUUAGAAAUGUAAAUAAAAUUUUAUAUGUUUCACUCUUUAAUAUUUAUUACAAUACAGGAUCGUUGAUGAUUUGUGGUAUAUGAAUUUUUACCCAAAGAUUUGUGUGUACUCUAGUCCCGAGCCUUGUCUAGGACGGAGAAAACACACAUCAAAUUAGUUAACACUUAUAUACAAUCGCAAUCACGAGAAAAUCUUUUACCACAUGUUUUUUCAAAACUUAAUUUUUUUAUAUCAACAUUACAGGUGUUAGCAGCCCAACUAAUGAAAUCACAAAUUUGAAAGACAUUGGUCGAUCGAUAAACUAUUACUUACUAUUAUUGUUUGUUACAAUGGA